AUGUGGAAGCGUGUGAAAAGUAGUAGAGAUUACAAGCGAGAAUAUCAUUCAAAAGUUAAUGCCGCAAUUUUAAAUGAUGAAGAAGAAAUGAUAUGUGAUGAGGAUAUCCCAUUUGAACUUCCACCAAUUACAAGGAAUGAAAUUGAAGAAAAAAUGUUAGAAGACGUUGCAGAUGAUGCGUCCUGUUUCAGUGAUAGUGAUAGACCAGAUGAAAUUGUUGAAGGAAAUGACUUUGAUGAAAUGUUAUGUGAGUUAGAUGUGAAGAAUUACACACCACUGUAUGACAAUUCGCCUUUAUCAGUCCGUGAAUCAUGUUAUGAGAUCAUUAAAUUAGCACGAACAAUUAAUCUCAACAAAGACGGUGUGAAACAAGUAUUACAUUAUUUGUCAUGUACUUCCCAAGUACUUCAAGUACUUGUAGAAUUUAUUCAAGAGUAG
Didymodactylos carnosus is the source of this 438-nucleotide messenger RNA. Lineage: Eukaryota; Metazoa; Rotifera; Eurotatoria; Philodinida; Philodinidae. The record is from the annotation of a GenBank genome assembly.